This is a messenger RNA of Helianthus annuus (common sunflower), 1022 nucleotides long. Its product is annotated as glutathione S-transferase T1. Lineage: Eukaryota; Viridiplantae; Streptophyta; Magnoliopsida; Asterales; Asteraceae. Bases 159 to 875 code for a protein of 238 amino acids. The record is from RefSeq and is a predicted model, not a curated record. The transcript has 7 exons.
ACCAUGAUAGAAAGAUAUGAUAUUCGAUGUGUUUACAUUAAAAAAACCAUGUGAUCAUAUAUCUUGUCUUGGCAUAUAUAAGCAAACCAGAUGCCCUUGUUCAUCUCCACCCUAAAAACUCAAAAGACUUGAAGUUUGAUUAGAUUCCUGAAAGAAAAAUGACGCUGAAAGUAUACUGUGAUCGAAUGUCCCAACCGUCUCGUGCAAUUCUCAUCUUCUGCAAGAUGAAUGGGAUAGAGUUUGAGGAAAUCACCAUUAAUAUCUUGAAGGGCGAGCAACACACCCCUGAAUAUAAAGUGAUAAAUCCCAUGUGUCAAGUUCCAACAAUAGUUGAUGGAGAUUUUACACUUUUUGAGAGUCACGCGAUUCUUAUACACUUAGCUUGUAAGUACCCGGGAGUGGCUAGUCACUGGUAUCCUAGUGAUCUUAUUGAAAGAGCCAAGGUCCACUCUGUUCUAGACUGGCAUCAUGCCAAUUUACGCCGUGGGUCAGUUGGAGUUAUUAUAAACAAUGUCAUGUUACCACUAAAUGGCGUCCCAUCAAACCCUCAAGCGGCCGAUGAAGCUGAGAAGACGCUUGAGAAAGCGUUGACUGUAUUAGAAACUUUUUGGCUAAAAGAUGGACCAUUUUUGGUUGGAAGAUCUCAACCAUCAAUUGCUGAUCUUAACUUAGUAUCUGAAGUCAUGGAACUUGAUCAGCUUCUGAGCAAGGAGCUUCGUGAUCGGAUCUUAAGUCCUUACAAGAAAGUUCUUCAGUGGGUUGAAGAUACAAAGAGUGCAACUGCGCCUCAUUUUGAAGAAAUCCACGGGGUUCUGUUUAAAACCGGGAAAGAAUUUCGAGAGCAGCUAGCAUCACAAUCUGGAAAGAAUGAGUAAAGUUGUGGAAUAUGAUAUCUUGAUCAUCCAAUAAGGUUUUAAAUUUCGGGUUGUGUCAAACAGUUGUGUGUUUGAAGGUUGAUUUUAUUUUGUCAUUAGCUAUUGAGGAUUUUGGAAACAAUGCAUAAAUUUGAGGUCCUUGGUGUU